Messenger RNA from Stegostoma tigrinum, 2426 nucleotides. RefSeq lists its product as uncharacterized. The transcript has 9 exons. Gene Ontology annotation, molecular function: transmembrane-ephrin receptor activity; protein binding. Gene Ontology annotation, cellular component: neuron projection. Gene Ontology annotation, biological process: axon guidance. NCBI's taxonomy places the organism in Eukaryota, Metazoa, Chordata, Chondrichthyes, Orectolobiformes, Stegostomatidae. The coding region runs from base 182 to 2308 and encodes 708 amino acids. The record is from RefSeq and is a predicted model, not a curated record.
GUCACAGCUUGGGAGAGUCGGAGUGCUGGGCAGCACUGUGUGUGACUGUGCUCUGUUCCCCGUGCGUGAAACAGACCGCCUGAAAUUGAGGAGUGUGGCACUGACUGGGGGGGAACCUCACUCUCUGUCUGGGGGGUUGAAAGAGGUUAAACUCCUUAAUUUUGUUGUUUCUCUCCGGGGGAUGUCACGGUGUGGAGCUCUGGAGUCUCACGCUGAGUUCGCCCAGUUGCUGUGCGCGGAGCCGGCCCGGAUCCAGCAGACGGUGGACGGUCUGCUGCUGGACCUGCACCGGGACAAGGAGAAGCUGGUCCGCUCUUUCCUGGACUAUCCCAGCAGCCAGGAGUUGCUCCUGGCUCUUUGCAGGUCCCUGACACCGGGGGAGACGCGCCUCUGCAGUAAUGUGGCAUACAUACUGGGCACAAUUGCGGAAAAUGAGGUGGGCGCUCGGAGUUUGGUGACAUUGGCACAGACUCAGCUGCUGGAUUCUGAUAAUCUUCUCGGCAACCUGAAUUCCAUGUUAACGUGGACAGAUAGUGAAGCAGUGAUGAAUGCUGCUGGGACACUCUGCACCAUGGUUGAGACCAAUGAAGGCCGACAGUGGCUACUGAAUGACCCUCACCUGGAGGAGGUACUGGUCAAUGUAACUGCUCUGCUGGACACUGUGAAUGAGUGGGCAGCCAGCAAUGCUGUCCUGGUAUUGGCAAGGAUUGCUAUCUGCGAGUCUGGCUGCAGGAAGCUCUUGGAGCAACCGAGCUCCGGGCACAUGCUCCGCAAGCUGGUCGCCGCUCUGGGUGUGGAUGAAGCAGGCUGCGGAACAAGUGCUGCUUUUGCUCUUGGACGCCUCUGUGACCUGGAUGUAGGCCGCCAGCAGAUCCUCGAAAUGGAGGAGGCUCCCAAUAUGAUCACGAAACUAGAGAAGAUGAUGGCAGACGGAGAUACUGGAGGAAGCAAAAAUGCCUGCUUUGCACUGAGUUGCCUGGCAACGGACAAAGAUGGCCACGCUCAUAUCCUGAAGAACCCUACCUUCCCAGAAAUACUCAACACCCUGUGUACAUUAUUGGCAUCCAAAGAGCAGGAGUCAGCUUGGUUUGCUGCCAUGACACUGAAAGUGCUAGGCAGCCAUCCAAAGGGAGUUGUGAAACUGAGAGAGCACCCCAAAAUAUCAGCACUUUUAAAGACUGUGGCCUGCUCUCCCACUGCUGGCAAGGACCUGCUGGAGGAAGUGGACUUCACCCUGAAGAAGCUGCAGCCACUUUCCAAGCCUUCUCCUCCCCGUGUUGACGUGAUCAAGAUCAAUUCAAUUCAAAUUACUUGGAGUCGCCUUAUACUGGACAGUGGGCUGGAGGUGACAUACAGCUUGUUCGAUGGUGAUAAGCUACUGUACAAAGGUCCUGACUGCAGCUAUGUUCUAGCAGAGGUCAAACUGUGCAAAGUGUAUGCUUUCAGGCUCCAUGUUUCCACCGAGGGAGAUGACGGUCUCUACAGUGACACUACCACAGUGACUGUUGAAGAGUCAGUGCCAAGCUGCCCACGUGAUUUUCGGGUGAUAGGCUGUACUCCCACACAAUUGAAGCUGGCAUGGAUCGCACCAGCUGAGCCCAAUGGCAUCAUAAAGUGUUACAUGGUGUACAAAAGCAACACGAUGAUCGAAAUGACAUCAGAGCGUAGCUGCAUUGUCAGUGGCCUUACACCUUCAAAAUCCUACGUGUUCCAUGUGUGUGCCAGCACGAGCAAAGGGAAAGGGGCCAAGUCCUGCCUUGUAGCGAGCACCGCUGAUCCCGGUGACCACGCUCCCAGCAAGCUGACUCUCAAUGUCCUGGGGAGGAACGAGAUGUUCAUCACCUGGGACAUGCCCGAGGUGUCCCUCGGACGCCUCUUCAACUUUGAACUGUGCAUGAACGGGAGGGUGGUGUACCUGGGUCCAGACCGCUCCUUCACCGCGAGGCGCCUGACUGCAAACACUGAAUAUACCUGCACUGUCAGUGCUAUCACCAGCGAGGGGAAAUGUGAGAGCAAACCAGUAAUGAAGAAGACAGCCAAGGAUGAGUAUGAAAAUACAACCAGGUGUCUCUAUUCCCCUGCUCGGAUGAGCCAACCACUUGCUUCACCUUCAUCUAAAGAUGUUUCGGAACUAGCUGAAAGGCUCAGGAGGACCAGAACUCAGCUAGGAAUUUAUAAGGAGCAGUCCCCAGGAAAAACACUGAAAACUCAUCAUACCUUGAACAAAGGGAAUCUGAAAGGAAUCCACAAGCAGCGUGAUAGUGACGUAACGUCCAAAGCUGUUACACAACAUAAAUACCGAUCUUGAUUCGAAUGUUUUCAGAAGUAAUUUUUUGCCACUUGAAGUGCUUUCUCCAUCCAUAUAUAUGUAUUUCAAGAAUCGGUGAUAAUGGGAACUGCAGAUGCUGGAGAAUCCAAGAUGAUGA